AACCGAUUUGUCUGGUUACGGGGAUCCCCGGGGUCGGGGAAAACUGCUAUAGCUAUGAGUGUUGCAUCCGCCCUCGAGGUGCAAGGUGCUCUGGCAGCAUCGUUUUUUUGGGACAAAAACCGGACUGGAUCGGGCCUUAAUUCUACUGAACGGUUCCCUUCCACACUGGCACAUCAACUCGCAUCUUUUGAUGAGGACUUCAGGUUGUCACUUGUUUGGCGCCUGCGGCAGCGAGAUCUGCAAUUGUUCCAGGAUCUGCCCCUAGAUAAGCAAAUGAAGGCUCUUGUUAUCGAGCCAAUGCAUAAUCUGAUGGAAACACUACCUCCCGGAAAAGAUCGCCUUGUCAUCAUCUUGGAUGGCUUGGACGAGUGCGGAGAU
Cantharellus anzutake is the source of this 378-nucleotide messenger RNA. RefSeq lists its product as uncharacterized. The annotation marks the transcript as partial. Lineage: Eukaryota; Fungi; Basidiomycota; Agaricomycetes; Cantharellales; Hydnaceae. The transcript has a single exon. The record is from RefSeq and is a predicted model, not a curated record.